Messenger RNA from Echinostoma caproni, 978 nucleotides. The record is from the annotation of a GenBank genome assembly. Lineage: Eukaryota; Metazoa; Platyhelminthes; Trematoda; Plagiorchiida; Echinostomatidae.
AUGCGUGACAACCAUCAGUGGAAUAAAAAACAAUUGGAACAGUUACGUGAAUUGCUAUCUGUGAGCCUGACAGACGGCGAAGCGGAACAGGAAACGGGACCAAGCGAGCGUAACCGAGGGAAAUUGGGACAUGAAUUGUUCAAAUCGGAUAAACAUUCCAAUAAGUCGCCCCUGCUCGGAUAUGGCCCUAUCUCAUUGGGCUCAAUACCAAGUGCCCUGAACACACAACCAGCGAUGCUGCGAACAUUCAGAGAAAACAACCCUGUGCUCAAUUUGAGUCGAAUAUAUUGGAAACCGGGAUCAGGAGUUUCGCCACUGACGUCUAUCGAAUGUCGCAAGACGGAUGAACAACGCAGGACUCUGUUACAUGACACAUUGCAACACUGGAUCAGGUUUGCGGAUGAACAUCAGAUUUGGUGGUGCUUGUCUUACGGUAGCCUUAUUGGGUCUCUCAGGGAUGGCAAUAUUAUCCCCUAUGAUUCAGACAUGGAUAUUUUUAUCCUCGGCUCUCAAGAAUCCAAGCUUCGUCACCUGGCAACAAAUCGAUGGUGGAUAAGACGAGGAAAGUUCAAUCUCAUCACACGUCCUGGCCCGUUUUGUUCACGGGGGCCCGGUGAGCGAGCGAAUUGUUACGGCAUUAAGGUGGCCAAAUUGAGCGACAUGUGCGCGUUCUGCGGUCCGUUUGCUCGUGUUUUUAUGGACUAUGGCAAAUAUAUUGAUUUGUUCUCUAUUCACCUUGAAUUACACACGAACAAAGAGGGGAAGCCAGUCAAAUUUGGAUUCGUAUUGGAAGGGCAAACAGACAGGAAUUUGGUAGAAUGGCCGUUGCUCAUCCCAUUGAGUCGAUGUCAAAUACUGGGUUUGGAGGUCCCUUGCCCACAACAAUCACACCGAUUGUUAGAAAAGCUUUACGGUACAGAUUGGCGAAAACCACGUCGAGUAUGCAACGGGCUGACCGGUGAAUGGGAAGGAAUCUGA